AUGUACCACUGUCCUUGCACUUUGCCAGAUGUUUCAACCACCAAAGGUGAGUAUGAGUUCAGGUUUCCAAACAUUGGGAACACCUGCUUCAUGAACGCCACCCUGCAGGGUCUUUACAGUGUCCCAGACUUCUGCAGUGACAUCAUGACACAGGAGGUCCUCUGGAGCCUCGAGGCAGAGACCUGUCUGCUGCUGCAGAGGAACAUCGGAGAGCUGUACAAAACACGGCAGGGUCAGUGUGCCUCUAAAGACAAGAAGCAGCUCCUCCGCUUAAUCAAGAGCAGCUUGGCUGUUUAUAAUGAGGAGUAUCACGAUCGCUCUCAGCAGGAUGCUCACGAGUUCCUGAUGCUCCUCUUCAUGGGCCUGAAGAUGGAAGGCGAGGCCAUGGCCACAUCACCAGGCUACAUUUGUCCAACGGCGAAGUUUGAGUUCAAACUUCAGUGCGUUCGCACCUGCGCCAGGUAA
Messenger RNA from Myripristis murdjan (pinecone soldierfish), 465 nucleotides. Its product is annotated as ubiquitin carboxyl-terminal hydrolase 29-like. The record is from RefSeq and is a predicted model, not a curated record. Bases 1 to 465 code for a protein of 154 amino acids. Gene Ontology annotation, molecular function: cysteine-type deubiquitinase activity. The transcript is spliced from 4 exons. Gene Ontology annotation, biological process: G1/S transition of mitotic cell cycle; protein deubiquitination. Gene Ontology annotation, cellular component: cytosol; nucleus. Lineage: Eukaryota; Metazoa; Chordata; Actinopteri; Holocentriformes; Holocentridae.